Ananas comosus (pineapple) is the source of this 1092-nucleotide messenger RNA. Its product is annotated as glutamic acid-rich protein-like. The record is from RefSeq and is a predicted model, not a curated record. Lineage: Eukaryota; Viridiplantae; Streptophyta; Magnoliopsida; Poales; Bromeliaceae. Bases 151 to 777 code for a protein of 208 amino acids. Gene Ontology annotation, cellular component: RNA polymerase III complex. Gene Ontology annotation, biological process: transcription by RNA polymerase III. The transcript has 9 exons.
AUAAGUUUAUGCAUUCAAAGGUAAUCUAAAUUACGGGAACCCUCCUCUUCGACAGGUUUAGAUAGAGAGGCGACGACGCUUCUUUAACUCACCCCCGUAGAUCGUAUACAGAGCUAAGGCUAAUUCAUCUCUCUCCGAUCCCUUGCUCCGAUGGCGUUUAGAGGGCGCGGGCGGGGGCGCGGUCGUGGAAGAGGACCUUCUGAGCGAAUCGCCAAACAUUUGCCGUAUGAGAAUUUCCCGGAAGAUGUUACGCUGCCUAGUUUGCAAAAUGUUGCUUUCACAGACGAGGUAAAAUUUCUUUUAAGAUGGAGUGGGAAACUGGAGGAUUUCUGGAGAGGGUGUUGCUACCGUUUGCAAGAGGAAGUCCCAAAAUCAAAAAGCCAGGAUACAGAGGUGGAAAGAUAUUCUGUCAAAAAACACAGGGCACAUGAAAAACCUGAAGCUCUUGCAAGUUAUUUGAAACUAACUCCUUCAAAUUUCCCUUCUGAACUGAUUCAAGGUUCAAAGCCAGUUCGACAUAACAGAAAAAAGCUUCGGUGGGAUCGAAAUUCAGAUGAUUCGAAGCUUGACUUGUUUGCAAAGCUUGAAGAAAAGGAUGAGGGCCGAGAUGAUGAAAAACCAGAAAAGAAAGGUGAAAAUGAAGAUGAAGAUGACGUGCAAGAAGAAGAAGAAGAGGAAUCAAGCGACGACGAUGAUUAUAAUCAGAACAUCGAUUUUGAUGACGAUGAGGAUGAUAUGAACAUGGAAGAAGGAGAAGAGGAAGAUGCAUAUGAUUGAAGUGCAUGAGUUGCAGAAACGAACCUCGAACGUAAUGCAGUUUCUCUUUUUAUUUAAUGCAGGUAUCUCCUUGUUCUCCGUCUAUGCGUCUUUGAGAGGAAUGAAUUUCAAUACGAUAGUUUUACAUCUUUACCGAUCUUUAUCAGCUGAUCGUAACGAUUUCUGUAUCAUCAAAUUUCCAUUCAACUGACUUCAGCAAGAUCUAAGGUAUUGUUUUAUAAUGUUCAUUCCAUCAGCUGUAACUUAAGAAUCGUAACACUUGACAAAGGUUAAAGUUUUCCUUACAAUGAAGAGAAACAUUCGCGUUCUCAUCCA